AUGACGUUCAAGUCUUUAACAAAUUUUGGAGGCUUUGGGAAAGCUCCUUGGGACAGGCCUAUCGAGCGUUAUCACAGUGAUGGAAGUGGCUACCAUCAUGGAUAUCGUAGAAGUUCCAAAGGAAAGGGUGGAAGUAGCGCGGCAUUGAGUGCGCUGACCUUACUCGCUUUCCUAUUUCUCUUAAACGUCAUGCAGCAAUCCUUACAGGAUAACAAUUCGACGCUUCCAACGACCACUACGCUGCUGUUGCGAGACACCGAAUUACCAAUCAUCUUAGACAAUGGAGAGGAAAAAAAAGCAGAAACGAAAGACAAUUUCGCACGUAUAGCAAAAAGCGUAUAUGCCACAAAAGCAACUACAACAAAAGGAUAUGCGCAACGAAAAGACUAA
Trachymyrmex septentrionalis is the source of this 390-nucleotide messenger RNA. RefSeq lists its product as uncharacterized. The transcript has 3 exons. The record is from RefSeq and is a predicted model, not a curated record. The coding region runs from base 1 to 390 and encodes 129 amino acids. Lineage: Eukaryota; Metazoa; Arthropoda; Insecta; Hymenoptera; Formicidae.